Selaginella moellendorffii is the source of this 1258-nucleotide messenger RNA. RefSeq names its product NADPH-dependent aldo-keto reductase, chloroplastic. Gene Ontology annotation, cellular component: cytosol. Gene Ontology annotation, molecular function: aldose reductase (NADPH) activity. The record is from RefSeq and is a predicted model, not a curated record. The transcript is spliced from 5 exons. Lineage: Eukaryota; Viridiplantae; Streptophyta; Lycopodiopsida; Selaginellales; Selaginellaceae. The coding region runs from base 243 to 1205 and encodes 320 amino acids.
CCGGAUUGGCUGCCAAUUCAUUCAUAUUCCAGUACUUUCCCUGUGGAUUGAUUUGGACAGUAGAAGGAGCGAAUGGAAGGAGGAGGAAGGAAAAAGAAACCCAACUAAAAACAGAGUGUGGGAGAAAAGAGAAAAUAUCGAGAAAUCAGCUGUUCUUCCACUUGCUAUUUCGCUCAUAGAUCCUUCUUUUUCCAGUCUCCUCGCCAAAUCCUUUCCUUGUCUUUCUUCUUUCAGGCGAGGCAAUGCCGACUCAAUCCAAACCCCUGCGUUACCUUCUUAAUUCCGGGGAUUCAAUCCCAGCACUCGGCCUCGGCAGCGUUGGAUUCGCCGUGCCCCGGAAUGUGAUCACUGAUGCUAUGCUUCAUGCAAUCAAGAUUGGCUAUCGUCAUAUCGACACGGCGAGCUCUUAUGGGAGUGAGCCAGCGAUUGGUGAUGCGCUGUCAAGAGCUUUUGGCAGUGGCAUCGUCAAGAGAGAGGAGAUGUUUAUCACAUCCAAGCUAUGGUGCGACGAUCACGACCCUGAGGAUGUGAUCCCUGCGUUGCAACGGAGCUUAAAGAAGCUCCAGUUGGAUCACUUGGACCUCUACCUGAUGCAUUUCCCGGUGAAGCUCAAGAAGGGCACUAAGCUCCCGCCAAAGGAGGAGGAGAUCCUCCCGGUGGACAUCCAGAGCACCUGGCGUGAGAUGGAGAAAUGCAUCGGCCUGGGCCUCGCCAAAUCGAUCGGUGUCAGCAACUUCUCCAUCAAGAAGCUCACCGAUUUGCUCAGCUACGCCACAAUCACCCCUGCAGUGGAUCAAGUGGAGAUGCAUCCGGUUUGGCAGCAGCGACAUCUUCGUGAAUUUUGCAGCUCCAAGGGGAUUCACGUCAGUGCAUGGUCACCCCUUGCUGCGCCAGGCACGUACUACGGCACCACAGAAGUGAUUCAACACCCUGUGAUCAAUGCUAUAGCUUUCAAGCUCGGCAAAACUCCAGCCCAGGUUGCUCUGCGAUGGGGGGUCCAGAAUGGGGCGAGUGUUCUUCCCAAGAGUUUUAAUCCCUCGCGGAUUGAGGAGAACUUUGACGUGUUUGGGUGGGAUUUGAGUGAGCAACACAUGCGGGAUCUCCAGGAGAUCAGCCAGCGGCGAACGAAUACGUGCUGGUUCUUUUGCAAUGCCACCAAUGGCCCUUACAAAACCCUCCAAGAUCUCUGGGACGAUGAAUCCUAGGGUUUAUAAAUCAACACCACCUUUAAUUUUGUAAAUUAUAUGAAUAUUCCAUG